Molecule: messenger RNA, 3489 nt
Organism: Carica papaya (papaya)
Lineage: Eukaryota; Viridiplantae; Streptophyta; Magnoliopsida; Brassicales; Caricaceae
Source: RefSeq, a predicted model, not a curated record
AUGGUGGCGGCAUCUAGGAAUGCAGAUGCAGUCGAGGUCGAACAGUGGACAGUGACAAUGACUAGGAUGAAGAAGGAAGAUGUUGAGUGGCUAGGGUUAGAAGUUAGGUUGGGUGAUGUUUACGACAUGCAAUUUGAAUUGAAUGAAAUAGAAGCAAGGAGAGAACAAUAUCCUUCAACAAUAUCAUUCCUUAACCUUAUAAAUGCUCUUAUUAUGGAAGAAAAAGAUGUAAGCGACAGGGGGCGUAGAUUUAUUGGCAUUUUUAGAUUCAUUUGUGAUCAUGUGUUUGGGCCAUUCCCUCAAAGAGCAUAUGCAGAUCCUUGUGAGAAAUGGCAAUUGGUUGUUGCUUGUCUUCAGCAUUUUCACAUGAUUCUAAGCAUGUACAACAUUCAAGAUGAGGACAUUGAUAGUGUUAUGGACCAGAUACAGAUUUCAUCAAUAUCACAGCCUUCUCCACUUCAAAUGCAGCUGCCUCUCAUAGAGUUGCUGAAGGAUUUCAUGAGUGGCAAAACUAUCUUCCGGAAUAUUAUGAGCAUUCUUCAGCCUGGGGUCAAUGCAGUUAUUACUGAACGAACUAGUCAAACAUAUGGACAACUUUUAGAAAGAGCUGUGCAACUUUCUUUGGAAAUUAUUGUCCUUGUCUUUGAGAAAGAUUUACUUCUUUCUGAUUUUUGGCGCCCUCUGUAUCAGCCCUUGGAUGUAAUACUCUCUCAAGAUCAUAAUCAAGUUGUAGCUUUAUUGGAGUACGUUAGAUAUGAUUUUCUUCCUCAGAUUCAACAGUGCUCUAUCAAAAUCAUGAGUAUUUUAAGUUCACGCAUGAUUGGGCUUGUACAGUUGCUUCUAAAAUCAAAUGCAAGUAGCUGUUUGAUUGAGGAUUAUGCAGCAUGCCUUGAGUUGCGAUCAGAAGAGUGUCAGACUAUUGAGAACAGUGGUAAUGAUCCAGGGAUUCUCAUUAUGCAGCUUUUGAUUGAUAAUAUUAGUCGGCCUGCUCCGAAUAUUACACAUUUGCUGCUUAAGUUUGAUCUUGAUUCCCCUGUUGAACGGACAGUUUUACAACCAAAAUUUAAUUUCAGUUGCUUGAAGGUCAUUCUGGAAAUCUUGGAGAAGCUUUUAAGGCCAGACGUUAAUGCUUUGCUUCAUGAGUUUAGUUUCCAGCUUCUUUAUGAGUUGUGCUUGGAUCCGUUAACAUGUGGUCCUACCAUGGAUCUCUUGAGUAAUAAAAAGUAUCAGUUCUUUGUUAAGCAUCUUGAUACUAUUGGUGUUGCUCCACUUCCAAAACGGAAUACUAACCAGGCACUUCGCACCAGUUCUCUCCAUCAGAGAGCAUGGUUAUUGAAGCUUUUAGCUAUUGAGUUGCAUGCUGGUUAUACAAGUAGUGCCACUCACAGAGAGGCAUGUCAGAUGAUCCUUGCUCAUCUUUUUGGGCGGGAUUUCAUUGAAACUGAGACCGAUCACAUUGUUUCGGACUCCUAUCUUCAAUAUAGUUUGGACCAUGCUGGAACCAGAUCUAUCAGCAAGAGUAAGGUGUUAGAAUUGCUUGAAGUUCUUCAGUUCAGAUCUCCUGAUACCUCCCUGAAGCUUUCUCAGAUAGUUUCUAAUAUGAAAUAUGACUUGCUGACAGAGGACAUACUUGGGAAUGCAAAUACUGCUGGAAAGGGCGGUAUCUAUUAUUAUUCUGAGCGUGGAGAUCGCCUCAUUGAUCUUGGUUCCUUUGGUGACAAACUGUGGCAGAAAUUCAAUCUAGUUUAUCCCCAGAUGAGUAGUUUAGGCAGUGAAGCUGAGCUAAAUGAUGUAAGAGAGACAAUUCAGCAAUUACUGAGAUGGGGAUGGAAGUAUAAUAAGAACCUUGAGGAGCAAGCUGCCCAACUUCACAUGUUAACUGGAUGGUCACAGAUUGUCGAGAUCUCUGCUUGCAGAAGAAUUUCAACUCUUGAUAAUCAAUCAGAAAUUUUAUAUCAAAUUCUUGAUGCCUCUCUUACUGCUUCUGCUUCUCCAGAUUGUUCUCUGAAAAUGGCAUUUGUAUUAAGCCAGGUUGCACUUACAUGUAUGGCCAAGUUACGUGAUGAAAGAUUCCUAUUCCCUAGUAGUGUUUCUGAUAGUGUCACGUGUCUUGAGGUUAUCACGGCAAAACAAUUGUCAAAUGGUGCUUGUCACUCAAUAUUAUUUAAGCUUAUCAUGGCAAUUCUGAGACAUGAUUCAUCAGAAGCUUUGAGGAGGCGCCAAUACGCACUGCUGCUCGGCUACUUUCAGUAUUGUCAGCAUCUGCUUUCUCCAGAAGUUCCAACAUCAGUUUUACAAUUCUUAUUGCUUGAUGAACAAGAUAGUCAUGAUCUGGAUAUUCAGAAGAUUGACAAGGAACAGUCUGAGCUAGCUCGUGCCAACUUUUCUAUAUUAAGGAAGGAGGCGCAAGCCAUCUUAAAUUUGGUUAUCAAGGAUGCAAGUCAGGGAAGUGAACCUGGAAAGACAAUUUCACUAUAUGUACUGGAUGCACUUCUUUGUAUUGAUCAUGAGAGAUAUUUUUUCAGUCAACUUCAAAGUCGGGGAUUUCUACGAUCAUGCCUUACAAGCAUUAGUAACUUUUCCUACCAGGAUGGUGGGCAUUCGCUGGAUUCGUUGCAACGGGCAUGCACUCUAGAGGCUGAACUUGCAUUACUGCUGAGAAUUAGUCACAAUUAUGGGAAAUCUGGGGCACAGGUUUUAGUUUCCAUGGGCACUUUGGACCAUAUUGCGUCAUGUAGGGCUGUAAAUUUGCAGGGAAGUUUGAGGCGUGUUGAUAUAAAGCUCCGAAGGGAUGUGGCUUUUGAUAUUGAUAGGCAACGAAUGAUCAUAACACCUGUCUUGAGAUUGGUAUUUUCUUUGACAUCAUUGAUCGGCACUUGUGAUUAUUUUGAGGUUAAGAACAAAAUUGUUCGUGAAGUUAUUGACUUCGUGAAAGCACACCAGUUGCUUUUUGAUCAAAUUCUUCAGGAGGACAUUUCUGAAGCCAAUGAAUUGAUGAUGGAGCAGAUCAAUCUUGUUGUUGGCAUACUGAGCAAGGUAUGGCCUUAUGAGGAGAGUGAUGAAUAUGGAUUUGUUCAAGGGCUCUUUGGCAUGAUGCAUACUCUUUUCUCACACAGUUCAAAGACAUCUACUUCACUAUCAGUUCCAUCUGCUGAGGCUCAGAGAAAAUCAGAACUUAACCCGUUUCUCUUGUGCUUUAGCUUGAGCUCCUAUCUAUAUUUCCUGGUCACUAAGAAAUCCUUGAGGUUGCAGGUCAAUGGCUCUUCUGAGUACCGUGCUUCUGGGCUGCAGCAACCAACUUUAAUUGAUCUUGGUUCCCUUCUCAAUUCAGUGACAAAUGCUCUGGAAAGAGCGGCUGAGGAAAAAUCCAUGUUGCUUAAUAAGAUUCGGGAUAUAAAUGAACUAUCGAGACAGGAAGUGGAUGAAGUCAUCAAUAUGUUUGUCCGGCAAGAUUGUAUUUCAUCAUCUGAUGACAUACAAAAGAGGUAG